GCGGCGGCGGGGCCGGCGCGUCCCGCCCGAGGGCGGCUCUGGCUGAGGGCGGAGGGGCCGGGGGACAGCCCGGGGCAGCGGCCGAGGCGGCACGGCGGCGGCAGAGCCCGCUGCCCCCGGACGUCCCCGGCGACAUGCUGGCAGAUAACCUGGUGGAGGAGUUUGAGAUGGAGGAUGAGCCGUGGUAUGACCACCGGGACCUCCAGCAAGAUCUCCAGCUUGCUGCUGAACUGGGAAAGACGCUGCUGGAUCGGAACACAGAGUUGGAGGAUUCUCUUCAGCAGAUGUACACAACCAAUCAGGAGCAGUUACAGGAAAUUGAGUAUCUGACCAAGCAGGUGGAGCUUCUGCGGCAAAUGAAUGAGCAGCAUGCCAAAGUUUAUGAGCAAUUAGAUGUCACAGCCAGAGAACUGGAAGAAACCAACCAGAAGCUAGUUGCUGAGAGCAAAGCCUCGCAACAAAAAAUCCUGAGCCUCACAGAAACAAUUGAAUGCCUGCAAACCAACAUUGAUCACCUCCAGAGCCAAGUGGAGGAGCUGAAAUCUUCCAGCCAAGGAAGAGGGGGGCAGAAGACAUGUGACCAGGAGAAACCGGCACCCAGCUUCUCCUGUCUGAAAGAGCUGUAUGACCUCCGCCAACACUUUGUUUAUGACCACGUGUUCGCUGAGAAGAUCACUUCCUUGCAAAACCAGCAGAGCCCUGAUGAAGAAGAAAAUGAGCAUCUGAAAAAGACAGUGACGAUGCUGCAGGCUCAGCUGAGCCUGGAGAGGAAGAAGCGAGUGAGUGUGGAGGCGGAGUAUCAGGUAGUGCUGAAGGAGAACAGUGAACUGGAGCAGCAGCUGGGUGCCACAGAUGCCUACCGAGCCCGAGCACUGGAGUUGGAGGCCGAGGUGGCUGAAAUGCGGCAGAUCCUGCAGGCAGAGCAUCCUUUUGUGAAUGGUGUUGAGAAGCUGGUUCCCGACUCUCUGUUUGUGCCCUUCAAGGAGCCCAGCCAGAGCCUGCUGGAGGAGAUGUUCCUAGCUGCUCCAGAAGCACAGAGAAAACCACUCAAGCGCAGCAGCAGUGAAACGGUGCUCAGCAGUAUGGCAGGGGGGGACAUUGUGAAGGGCCACGAGGAGACUUGCAUCAGGAGAGCUAAGGCUGUGAAGCAGAGGGGCAUCUCCCUUCUGCAUGAAGUGGACACUCAGUACAGUGCCCUGAAAGUCAAGUAUGAAGAGCUACUGAAGAAGUGCCAGCAGGAGCAGGACUCACUGUCACACAAGGCUGUGCAGACAUCUAGGCUGCUGGCCAGGGACCUGACAGGACUGGUAACCCAGUCUGAGGCUGGAGCCAGUGGCUGGGAACCCACCCCUGUCAGCCCAGAGCCCACCACUUCCCCCACCACUACACCUCCAGAGUACAAAGCACUGUUUAAGGAGAUAUUUAGUUGUAUCAACAAAACAAAGCAGGAAAUAGAUGAACAGAGAACAAAAUACCCAUCUCUCUCCUCUUACUCUUAAUGAGACCUCCAGUUCUAAUCUGCCUGUUUGCUCUCACCCCCUUCCGUUCAGACACAGCGCAGUCUCCAAAGCUUGAUGUUGCUAAAGAUAUUUGCCUCAUUGCUUUGUUACUUGGCAAAAGCAGCAGGAGAGGUGGCUGACAGUGUUGACUCCAGGGUCCCUAGGAAAUCUCACGGUAGACUGGCCACUGGUUGGUGCAUUGAUGAGGCUCAUUUCCAGGGAAAGCCCUAGAACCGGUGAAGGGGGAUCCAUGUACUUGGAGUAGGCUAAAGGACCUACAGUGUGAGGCAAAGGACAGAAUUGGAACAAAACUAAGGCUGUUCCUGUUGCUUCCAAACUUGGCUUCUCAAACUACUGGAACUCCAAGGUCUGCUUAACUAAAAUACUUUUCACACUCAUUCCAAAGAAUGUUGAGAAAGCAGGAAUCUUUUCAGAUGACACUAACCAGCUCCUUAAGUUUGUUGCAUCUGCUACCAGUUGAAUGAUGACUGACAGGCAGUCCUGUUUCCAAAUUCAGUGACUACCAAUUGAAAUGGCAAGUUUUGGUUUGAUCAAUCCUGCUGGUAUAUGCCAGCAUUCAGCUGUUUUACUCACAGCUAGGCAUGUAGUAUUAAUUCUGUUUUCAAAUAGAAACUAAAGGAGAAAGGAGAAAGCUCUUAGUGUUUCUGUGCUGACCACUUGGCAACCACAAGCUGCUCCUGCUCAGUUCUUCCCAUUCCUAGACUUGCAGACGUCCCUGUUUACUUCCUUACACAGUAUUGAUGUUCUCACUGUGGAAAGAAUCUUCCUCUCACUUGCAUACUUUAAUUUAAAAAUAUUUAAGAGAACCAUGGUUCUGAUUGUUGUAUAUAUUUUUCUAAACGCCGAAUAAAGCUAUCUAUGAAUGUGAACAAAUAGAUCUACUGCCUAUUGUUUUAAGCUUAAUGCCAUUUUACAGUUGAAACCAGCUGGCUUUUCCCCAAUAGACAGCUCUGGGGAAUUUGAAAGUGAUUUCCCCUCAUUUUCUUUUAAGCAAGAAAUCCUUGGAAUUGUAUGACUUAACAAAAAAUUCUGUCCAUGUUGCUAAAUAUUAUGAUUGAAAACAUUUUUCUAUUAUUUCAGAAGCAUCUGGCUUAGUUCUGAAUUCAUAGCACUUAACUAGUUGGUUGUUAAAGCUUCCGAUCAGUUAAUCAUGGUUAAAAACUUUUCAGUUCUUGACUACUGGGGCUAGGGCAAAGGCUCAGCUGAGUAAAGCGCUUGUGCAAGCACUGAGACUUGAGUUCAUGCCACAGCACCCAUGUAAAGAUGGGAGCGUGACAGCAUGCACAUGUAGUACUUGAGUUCAUGCCACCGCACCCAUGUAAAGAUUGAAGCAUGACAGUAUGCACAUGUAGUACCACCACUGUGGAGGCAGACACCAGCUGACCCCAAGGACUCACUGGCCCUAGCCAAUCAGCUCCAAGUUCAGUGAGAAACCCAAAAGAUGAGAGCAAGGGCUAAGAGCAGUGUCUCGGUUCAUUGCUGAAGAGUACAUUGCUCCUGCAGAGGACCUGAGUUAGUUCCCAGCACCCACUUCAGGCAGCUCACCACUGUCUGAAACUCCAGCUCCAGGUGAUUGUGAUGUUUCUGACCUUGAGCAGCUGCACACACAUGCACAUACCUGCAUACGAGUGCUUGCAUAUGCAAAUGCACACGAUAUUUUUCAUUUUUUUUUUAAUUUAUUAUGUGCAUUGGUAUUUUGCCUGCAUGUACGUCUGUGUAAGGGGGUGUCAGAUUUUGGAGUUAUAGACAGUUGUUAGCUGCCAUGUGGGUGCUGGGAAUUGAACCCGAGUCCUCUGGAAGAGCAGUCAGUGCUUUUAACCACUGAGCCAUCUCUCCAGCCCCUACAAUUUUUUUCUUAAAAGAGUGAUGAUAUCAGAAGACAACCUCUGGCCCACAAAUAAAUCAACACAUACACACAAUAGCAUUAGUCAAAUAUGAUGAGUAUUGAUUCCAAAUUAGAUGUGCUUUUGAAUUAAUUCUCAAAGUUUUGUACCAGUGGCAUGGAUAAAGGACCUGAGCUCAAUCCCCAGAAUCCACAUGGUGGAAGAGAACCAAGUGCCAUAAGUUGCCCUCUGACCUCCACACUGGUGCACUCACAUGCCCCUACAUAUACACUCACAAAAUGUAAACAUUUCAGUUUUCGUUUUGGUUUGAGAUGGGAUUUUACUGUCUAGCUAUGGCUAACCUAAAACUCACUGUCGACCAGACUGGCCUUGAGCUUGCAGCACUUCUGCCUGUGGAGUGCUAGCAUCUGAGUACCCACACCCAGCUUCCAGGUUCGUCUUUGAGAUGGUGGUCUCAUGUACCUGAUGAUGACGCUGAACUUCCCAUUUCAUUUCCCAAGUUGUCACUGGUGUUAUCAUGACUGGUCUAAGCAGUAUUGGGGAUCGAACCCUGGGCUCAUGUGUGCUAGGCUAGUACUCUGCCAACUAACCUACAUCCCAAGUCUUUUGAGACAAAGUCUUGCCAUGUAGUCCAGACUGACCUCAAACUGGUAAUCUAACUCCUUUAGCCUUUCAAGUACUGCGAUUACAGGUAUGUACUGCUACUUCUGGCGCUCUUUCCUGCCUACCAACCUACCUCUUCCCCCAAAUCAGCCAACCAGUUUCCUAUAUAUUCUUCCCAGAUAGGCAUACAUUAGCACAGAAAUAGUUGCCACCUCACAUUUAAAAACAAUACUGUAUCGUAAAUACUAUAUCUUAAUGAUAGCUAUACAGUGUCACAGCCUCCAUGAGGAGAUGUAAUGAAUAUAUACAUAUAUAUGUGCAUACACUUAAACAUGACUUAGAAGUAAAGGCAAAAAGAUGUGAGCAUUUUGGCAUCACUGAACCGUCAUACUUCGAGUAACUCCACAUAAGGAUGCCUGGUUUCUCACACCCAUGCCAAUGAGCUUUUACUUUUCUGAGAAAGGGUCUCAUGAUGUUGCUGAGGCUGUCCAAUAAACUUUACUAUUAAAUAGCAGGCAAAUGGUGUUUUCCUAAUAGCUUAUAUUUUCAUUUAUAUUAUGAAUGAAGUUGUAUAUUCUUUGGUUUUGCUUUUUGCUUUUAUUUGUGCUUUUUUGUUGUCUUGUUUGCUUUUGAGACAAGGCCUCUUCAUGUACCCUGGCUGGCCUGGAACUUGCUGUGUAGACUGGGCUGACCUCUCUCUGCUGGCCGCUGCCUCCUAAGGUAUGUGCUAGAAGAGUUGACUAUUCCUACCUACUGUUAGCCAUUUGUACUCUCCUUUUGCCUGUCUGUUAAAGGGCAUUAGUACUAGGAAGUAUACUUUUGCAGUUGGAUAUUGCAAGUAUUUUCCUUGAAUAUCUUAUUUUACUUUUAAUGGCAGUUUGCCAAACAAAUUUAUAACCAUGUUUCUUGAUCAGUUUCUUGAAUGAUUUGCUCCUUUGUUUGAUCGGUCUAUCCAUCUGAACUAUUCCCCACCAACCAAAAUGCUCCUCAUGAAUUUGAACCAAUUUAUAUCCUAGGCUCUGAUUUCCAUGUACAAUAGGUCAAUUUUAGUGGCUGUAUUUGGAUAUUUAUAUUUUUAUAACUGAAGGGGAAAAUGGAAUUUCUUUCAUAGAAUUUUCCCAAAUUUGGUGUGUGUGUGUGUGUGUGUGUGUGUGUGUGUGUGUGUGUGUGUGUGUGUGUGUGUGUGUGUAGCUGGAGUUUUCCUGCCUGGCCCACAGUCAGGACAAAUCUCUCUCACCUGCCAGUCCCAUAGCCACUCAGACCCAACCAAGUAAACACAGAGACUUAUAUUGGUUACAAACUGUAUGGCCGUGGCAGGCUUCUUGCUAACUUCUUACAGCUUAAAUUAAUCCAUUUCCAUUAAUCUAUACCUUGCCACAUGGCUCGUGGCUUACCAGCAUCUUCACAUGCUGUUUGUCAUCAUGGCGGCUGGCAGUGUCUCUCUCACUCAGCCUUCCACUUCCCAGCUUUAUUCUCCUCCUUGUCCCACCUAUACUUCCUACCUAGCCAAUGGCCAAUCAGUGUUUUAUUUAUUGACCAAUCAGCAACACAUUUGCCAUACAGACCAUAAAGGUUUGUUUCUGCUUUUCUCUAAAAAUUUAACACUAUUGGUCUUCUAAUAGUCCCAGUUCAAUUAAAAUUUAAAGCUGACUUUGGAGUUGGAGAAUGGCUCUCUCCUUCUUUAAACUCAAGCAUGUUGUUAAAAGGAAAAUGCAAACUCCCUGUAUCAUGCCAGAAUAAAAAAGCCAUCUUCUGCUAUGGGACAGGAGAAAAGCCAAAUUAAUUAAGGGACUAUUCUAUUACUAAUCUCAACU
This is a messenger RNA of Peromyscus californicus insignis, 5781 nucleotides long. It is a transcript of the gene Cdr2, whose product is annotated as cerebellar degeneration related protein 2. The coding region runs from base 135 to 1499 and encodes 454 amino acids. Lineage: Eukaryota; Metazoa; Chordata; Mammalia; Rodentia; Cricetidae. The transcript is spliced from 5 exons. The record is from RefSeq and is a predicted model, not a curated record.